Neogale vison (American mink) is the source of this 4636-nucleotide messenger RNA. It is a transcript of the gene TGFB2, whose product is annotated as transforming growth factor beta 2. The transcript has 8 exons. NCBI's taxonomy places the organism in Eukaryota, Metazoa, Chordata, Mammalia, Carnivora, Mustelidae. Gene Ontology annotation, molecular function: growth factor activity; cytokine activity; type III transforming growth factor beta receptor binding. Bases 653 to 1981 code for a protein of 442 amino acids. Gene Ontology annotation, biological process: SMAD protein signal transduction; transforming growth factor beta receptor signaling pathway; regulation of cell population proliferation. The record is from RefSeq and is a predicted model, not a curated record. Gene Ontology annotation, cellular component: extracellular region.
GCACACACACUCGCUCACACACUCACACACUCACACACGUGUGCGCUCUCCGCUCCGGAGCCGCGGCUGCUCCUGCUCUCAGCGCCGCAGUGGAAGGCAGGGCCGAACCGCUCCUUCUUUAAAUACUUAAAUUACCGCCCGGCCAGCCUCGGCGGCCCCCCGCACAGCGCUCCCGGCGCCCCUCCCGCCAGCUCGCCGGCUGCCAGCCCCGGGACCUUUUCAUCUCUUCCCUUUUGGCCGGAGGAGCCGAGUUCAGAUCCGCCACUCCGCACCGAAACUGACACACUGAACUCCGUUGCCUCCUCUUAAAUUUAUUCCUGCCUAAUAGCCACUCGUCUCUUUUUUCCCCCUCAUCUCGUCGCUCCAAGAAAACUUUUUCUUACUCCCCAAAGUUAGAGUCCCCCCUGCCCAUCGUGUAUUACUAUUUCCACUUUUGGAACGACUUGCAUUUUCUUUUUAAAGGAACUCAAGCAAGAUACCUUUUUCUAUCGGACGUUGACUCUCGAUUGUUUGCAAAAGUUUCGCAUUAAAAAAAAAAAAAAAAUCUACCUGAUCUGUACUUGAGAGUUGUUGGUUUCUUUUUUUUUUUCCUUAGUUGUUUUUUUUUUUUUUACUUUUUUUUUUUAUUAUUAUUUUUCCACCUUUAAAAAAAAUGCACUACUGUGUGCUGAGCGCUUUUCUGCUCCUGCAUCUGGUCACGGCCGCGCUCAGCCUGUCUACCUGCAGCACGCUCGAUAUGGACCAGUUCAUGCGCAAGAGGAUCGAGGCGAUCCGCGGGCAGAUCCUGAGCAAGCUGAAGCUCACCAGCCCCCCAGAAGACUAUCCCGAACCCGAGGAAGUGCCCCCGGAGGUGAUUUCCAUCUACAACAGCACCAGGGACUUGCUCCAGGAGAAGGCGAGCCGGAGGGCGGCCGCCUGCGAGCGCGAGAGGAGCGACGAGGAGUACUACGCCAAGGAGGUUUACAAAAUAGACAUGCCGCCCUUCUUCCCCUCGGAAACUGUCUGCCCAGUUGUUACAACGCCCUCUGGCUCAGUGGGCAGCUUGUGCGCCAGGCCGUCCCAGGUGCUCUGUGGGUACCCUGAUGCCAUCCCGCCCACUUUCUACAGACCCUACUUCAGAAUCGUCCGCUUCGACGUCUCGGCGAUGGAGAAGAAUGCAUCCAACUUGGUGAAAGCAGAGUUCAGAGUCUUUCGUUUACAGAACCCGAAAGCCAGAGUGCCCGAACAACGGAUCGAACUCUACCAGAUUCUCAAAUCCAAAGAUUUAACGUCUCCAACCCAGCGCUACAUUGACAGCAAAGUCGUCAAGACGAGAGCAGAAGGCGAAUGGCUUUCCUUUGACGUGACAGAUGCCGUCCACGAAUGGCUCCACCAUAAAGACAGAAACCUGGGAUUUAAAAUAAGUUUACACUGUCCCUGCUGCACCUUUGUGCCAUCUAAUAAUUACAUCAUUCCCAAUAAAAGUGAAGAGCUAGAAGCAAGAUUUGCAGGUAUUGAUGGCGCCUCCACAUAUACCAGUGGUGAUCAGAAAACUAUAAAGUCCACUAGGAAAAAAAACAGUGGGAAGACCCCACACCUCCUGCUAAUGUUGUUGCCCUCCUACAGACUUGAGUCACAACAGUCCAACCGGCGGAAGAAGCGUGCUUUGGAUGCAGCAUAUUGUUUUAGAAAUGUACAGGAUAAUUGCUGUCUGCGUCCACUUUACAUUGAUUUCAAGAGGGAUCUUGGAUGGAAAUGGAUACAUGAACCUAAAGGGUACAAUGCCAACUUCUGUGCUGGAGCGUGCCCAUAUUUAUGGAGUUCAGACACUCAGCACAGUAGGGUUCUCAGCUUAUAUAAUACCAUAAAUCCAGAAGCAUCUGCUUCUCCUUGCUGUGUGUCCCAGGAUUUAGAACCGCUCACCAUUCUCUACUACAUCGGCAAGACCCCCAAGAUCGAACAACUCUCUAAUAUGAUCGUAAAGUCUUGCAAAUGCAGCUAAGAUUCUUGGAAAAGUGGCGAGAUGAUAAUCCCAUGGUGAUGAAGAUAAGCAGGAGGGCGAUGACAAGAACAAAGACAAUGUUUAUAACAGAAAACUAAGAGAGCCUUGCUUCGACAGUGUUAAAAAAAUUUUUGAAAAAAAAACGGUACUAGUUCAAACACUUCGGAAGUCUGUGUUCUGUUUGUUAAAACUGGCAUCUGAAACAAAACAAAAUGAAACAAAUUGAAGGCUUUAUUCUACAUUUCACCUACUCUGUAAGUGAGAGAGACAAGAAGCGAAACCUUUUUUUUUUUUUUUUUAAGAAAAAAAUAAACACUGGAAGAAUUUGUUAGUGUUAAUUAUGUGAAAGGAAAAACAAACAAACAAACAGGAAAAUCCCAUUAAGUGGAGUUGCUGUACAUACCAUUCCUAUCCCAUGCCUCACUUGAUUUUUCUGUAUUGCUAUGCCAUAGGCACCCUGCCCGUUACCUUUCGAGUUAACAGUGAGUUAUUUAUUGUGUGUUACUACAUAAUGAACGUUUCAUUGCCCUUGGAAAAUAAAACAGGUGUAUAAAGUGGAGACCAAAUACUUUGCCAGGAACUCAUGGAUGGCUUAAGGAACUUGAACUCAAAUGAGCCAGAAAAAAAAGAGGUCAUAUUAACGGGAUGAAAACGCAGGCGAGUUAUUCUGUGACCAAGCAAGUCUGCAUUAAGAUAAAGACCCUGAAAACACAUGCUGUGUACCAACUGCCUAAGGAAGCUUCUUGUAAGGUUCAAAACUGAAAAGCCUGUUAAUAAAGGAAAAUUUCAGUCAGAAUAAGUCUGUAAGAUUUUUUUCUUUCCUUUUAAUUGUAAAUGGCUCUUUGUCAGUUCAGUAAACCAGUGACAUGUUGAAAUGUUUUGCUACGUACCGGUCCAAUUUCAGACCUUCAAGUAUUGCUGUAUGGCUAUGCUAUAGGUUUUUCUUCAUUUCCAUAUAUGUAACCGUACCUACAUUCUUACAAUAGAUGGGUAGAGAAGCCAGUGUAAUUGGAAACACAUCUGCAGAUCUUUUUUGUAAACUAUUAAAUCAGAACGUUAACUACUUUACAUGUAAUGUGUAAAUUUUUACCAUAUUUUUAAUGUUCUGUAAUAAUGUCAACUAUGAUUUAGAUUGGACUUACACUGGGGCUCUUUUUAAUGAUCACUCAGACCUGUGUGUUUCCUUUAGCCGGCCAGGACUUUGGAGGAAAGGCCCUGCAGUUUGACUUGCACUUACAGUUAUGUGUUUUAUAGUAUUUCUCCCCGUGCGCUUUGUGUAUUGUCCAAUAUUAUGACAUAAGCUAUCUGAGUCCACUUGUCCUUUCGUUUUCCUUUUAUAAAAAGGAUCGAUUCAAGUUCAAAAGUCUUCCUUCAUCUCCUAAGCAUCAUUACUAAUCAAUUCCAAUGUUAACCAUCUUCUGUGCUAGGAAAACUCGGGAAUAUGAUAGAUAUACAUAGAUCACUGAGCUGAAGUAUUUUCGUUUCAGUCAGGAUCUGACUGAAACUCAGAAUCUUCAUGGCUGAGUGGAGACAGCUUUCUGCAACUUGGUUUAAUCGGUAUGUUCACAGAAUUCUAUGGUUCUUGAGAUCAGACAGUUCAUAGGAGACAUCUUUUCCUUUAGUCAGGUUUUUAGUGUUCGGGGAGAAAUGGAAAGACUGAUAUUUUUGUUGAUUUUUUUUUUUUUUAAAGGAAGGAAAAAAGCCCCAUUUAGCGCGAGUCACUUAGUUGAUUUCACUAAAGUUAAGGUCUUCAUAGAUGUUCUUUGAUGGUCAUUAGAGGUACAAGCCAAAUAUGCCCACGAUCCAAAAAUUCUGUUUAUCCCUCUGAAUGAGAGUUAUCUAGAUCUGAGACUAGAAUUUACCUUGCUUUAAUAAGUGAAUGAUUUGCCAUAUUGUUGCAGAGAAGGUAACGUUCUGUCAAGGUUGGUAGGUCAGUUUACCAGUUGUCUCUUCCUUAGCUUGAGAAGAAAAAUUAAUAAGUAAAACAAUGGAGUAUAUGCAGGGUCCCCGAAAGGGUUGCCUGGCGAGGUGUGAAUCCAAGUGAAGUUGUGUGUGUGAUCCAGUGGACUUCUUGUCUGCCGUUUUCUGGCCAUUAAUGAGAUGAUGAAUUGGAUUCACAGAUUUGCAAACUGGAAAGGCAAGAAUAGGGACGCCAUGGUAGUAGAGGACCCUGGUGUUGGGUGUGACCUGACCUCAGAAACGAGUGCGUUGAUUUUUUUCCUUCCGUUUGCUAUUAAUUCUAUGUAAAUCACUUUUAUUUCUGCAGGUGUUUUCCUCUCAGAAUGACGUUUUGUUUUGUAUUAUUUUGUCUUUCCUCAUGAAUGCACUGAUAAUAUUUUAAAUGCUCUAUUUUAAGAUCUCUUGAAUCCUUUUUUUUUUCGUUUGGAGGUUCUGUAAGGUCUUUAUCUCCCAUAAGUAAAUAUUGUGGUGGGCAGGGAGGGGGGCGGUCGGGAAUGGGAAGAUGUUAGUCUAUGGGUCGGGGCGGGAUGGUGGUUUUCGUGUUAAGCAGCAGUACAAUUUCACGGUCGGCAUGAUUUAAAAAAUGGAAUAGAAGAAUAGCUGUUUUGUACUUUGAUGACCGAUUACGCUGUAUUUUAAACAUGAUGUAUGUCUGUUUUGUGGUGCUCUAGUGGUAAAUAAAUUAUUUCGAUUGGA